Penicillium alfredii is the source of this 2208-nucleotide messenger RNA. RefSeq lists its product as uncharacterized. NCBI's taxonomy places the organism in Eukaryota, Fungi, Ascomycota, Eurotiomycetes, Eurotiales, Aspergillaceae. Gene Ontology annotation, cellular component: cytoplasm; plasma membrane. Gene Ontology annotation, biological process: vesicle-mediated transport; intracellular protein transport. Gene Ontology annotation, molecular function: GTP binding; GTPase activity. The coding region runs from base 1 to 2208 and encodes 735 amino acids. The transcript has 12 exons. The record is from RefSeq and is a predicted model, not a curated record.
AUGGCCGAUCUAUAUUCGCGCGAUCCUCAAAGUCCUCGACAGUAUUACUCCAAUCUCGGGGCGAUGGGGUCGCUGGCGGAUAAGUUCCAGGAUAUUGACGAUCCGAUUCAUUUUCGCGGCUACAUGCACCGGCUGGAGAAUCCGCUCACUCGAAAUUUUGUGCUGGAUUUUGGCAACGAGGAUGCAUGGUGCGCGGCAGAUUUGAAUACAGAUGAGCUGAAGCUUUUGUUGAACAAGCCGAGAGCCAAAUAUUUCGGUACCAGAUGGAUUCAUAUAUGGGCACCGGAAGAGCAAAAAGAUACCAUCAAGGCAAUCACUACGCACUAUGGGGUCUCGGAACGGCUGCAGGGGAUGAUGUGCACGGAGCCAGUUCUUCAUCGGCCCAAGCCUGCGGCCUUGCCCCGAAAAAGACAUUCGCAGCUGCAGGACGUGGAUCUAUCGCCGCAAGAACCCGAUGAUCUCGAGAGUGCAUAUGCUCUCAAAAAUGUCCCCGAUCAGGAUGAGGGCCACGAGGCCGCCAAAAUGAAGAGCUUGACUUUUGCACAAGUCACCAACCAAAUAUGGCACUUUUCGUCAGUAGACCAUGGCCCUAGAUAUACUUGCAUCGGCUACAACACGUUGUUCGUAGUCCCCAAAAUUGACCUGCCGAACGGCAAGGACCUCCCAGAUGGACAACGGCUCUGGUCUUGGCUGAUCCUCACCGAGGAUGGCACUGUUAUCUCGAUCCAGGAGAACCCGUUUCCGCGACCCCAGCGUGCAUUGUCGACAGAGGAAGUCAAGCCGGUCCUUGAUGUCGUGCGCCGAAACGUCCGGUUCAUCUUUGCGGGUGUAUCCAAGCAACACUUUGCCAUGUCCGAGAGCGACUCAUUAGUGACCAUCCGCGUGCGGCAUUUCAACGACUAUGGGCCGGACCAGGCGAACAUCAAGCAGGAGGAUGGCCCGAGCUUGCUCUUUUAUUAUAUCUUUGACGACUGGGUAUCGAGCUAUGGGCUCAUUGCCAAGAGAGAACACCAGUACGGGGUGGCCCUGGACAAAUUGAGAAGUCAAAUGCUCGAGCGUCCUGUGAUUGAACUGGUAAAUGAACUGCACUGGCUGGGUCGAAGGCUCGCGGCCCUCAAGCGACUGUACCAGAGCUAUGAGCUCAUUAUGCGCCGCGUGCUACAGCGGCAGCGACUGCUCCGCGACGAAGCCCGCUCCUCCCAACCGGGUCCCUUAUCCUUCGGCGCCACCUUUGGCGACAUCGAAUUCGCCGACAUGCGACAGUCGAGUCUGAUGAGCACCUCCAGUGGUCCGGGAAUGGCAGAAAAACCAGUCGGGGUGCAUCUGAGUUCGGCGGCCGUGGCGCGUUUCGAGCGAUUGGUGGAUCGCACCAAUCUGUACUGUCUGAGCGAGAUCGAGAGCUGUCUCAGCGACAAGGAGUCUUUGACGUUCCUGAACUUCAACUUGAUCGCGCUCAAGGACUCGCAGGCGGUGGAAAAGCUGACUCGGAUCACGAUCUUGCUGGCCAAAGCGACGAUAUUAUUCCUGCCCGUCAGUCUCAUGACUGCAUACUUUUCAACCGAGCUCCAGGGCGUCAAAGGCGGGUACACCAAGGUGGAUUACUGGGCGAGUUUUGGCGUGAUCAUGUUCGUAUCGAUUGUGGUGUUGUCGAUCUUCGGGUUUGCCAGCGAUACUGUCGAGGGCAAAACCAUCUAUCGGUCCCUGGAAAUGCGCAUCCUGAUGGUCGGUCUUGACGCCGCCGGAAAGACCACCAUCCUGUACAAGCUGAAGCUCGGUGAAAUCGUCACCACCAUCCCCACGAUCGGGUUUAACGUCGAGACCGUCGAGUAUCGUAACAUUCAAUUCACCGUGUGGGAUGUUGGUGGUCAGGACAAGAUUCGUCCCCUCUGGAGACACUAUUUCCAGAACACCCAGGGUAUCAUCUUUGUGGUUGACAGCAACGAUCGGGACCGUAUCGUCGAGGCCCGCGAGGAGUUGCAACGCAUGUUGAACGAGGAUGAGCUCCGCGACGCUCUCCUUCUGGUUUUCGCCAACAAGCAAGAUCUGCCGAACGCCAUGAGCCCCGCCGAGAUCACGCAGCAGCUGGGUCUCCAGAGUCUCACCCGCCGUGCCUGGUUCAUCCAAUCCACCUGUGCCACCACCGGAGACGGUCUCUACGAAGGUCUGGAGUGGCUCGCCGAUACCCUCCGGAAAACGGGCCGCGACUAA